CUUUUCUUUAUUCUUUUCCCCAAAAAUUAACCAUGGUAACAGCACCUACUGCUCGAAGGCUAUUCCCCAUUUUGUUCUAUUCUGCUAGAUCGACGCUUGAAAGUUGCAGACGACAGCCUAUUCAACUUUAUCGGGCUGCUUAUUACACUACUUCAUCCAGUAGCAGACGAUUAGCGGCCGUACCUGAACCUACAACUUCGAAAUCUUCUCGUACAGCAGGCUAUGAAGUUCAAGAAUCAACAAGCUGAGAUCAAAGAUGCAAAACUUAUAUUCAAUCAGGCUUGGAAAAAUAUUGAAGAUCAUUAUGGAAAAGAGAAUAUCCAUUUGCCUAGAGAGUUUAUCUUCUUAAUGGGUGCACCGGGGUCGGGAAAAGGAACACAUACUCCUUCUAUUUUACGUGCACGUGGCAUUACAAACCCCCCUAUUUCCGUUUCUCAAUUACUUCAGACACCCGAAUGUAAAGAACUCAUUAAUCAAGGCCAAAUGAUCUCAGAUCGCUACGUGAUAGAACUGCUAUUACAUGCUAUGCUGGGGUGUGCUGAUCCUACCGUGGGGGUUUUAGUUGAUGGCUUUCCACGUACGGAUGUUCAAGUAGAAUGCUUAAAGUUGUUGUAUGAUCGUAUGACGGAGCUGCGGAGAGAAUUUUGGACUACAGAUAGACGAGAUCAGUACCCUCGACCGGUCUUCCGUAUUUGUGUGCUCUACGUGGAUGAGGAGAUUUCUGUUCAAAGACAAUUAGCAAGAGGUCGAAUGAUCCGUAAACAUAAUUAUGAAGUGAAAAAAACAGGCCAAGGGUUACUUUGGGAUGAGCGUGUAACAGACUUUGAUGAAACUCUGAUCCGUGAGAGAUAUUCUAUAUUCAAAGCACAUUACGGCUCACUCUUAAAAUUAUCCAAAAUGUUUCCAUUUCACUUAAUCAAUGCAACAGGCUCUAUAAACGAGGUGUUACGAAUUAUUCUUAAAGAAUUUGAAUAUCAAUCUUCGUUGGAAUUGGAUUCAGACACCUACGAUUCUAUUUCACAUAUACCUUUAGCAAAUUCCAUCGGAAUUCAUGCAAGACAGGAUCUUAUCAGCAGAUUGGAACACUAUCAAGAUACAGAACCUGUCAUGCUACGUAAAGCCAUUCAAUUCAUUGAUGAACAAGUCAUUCCUCAAAUUCAUCGACAUUCGAUAAGUGGACAUACAAAUAUUCGAUCUGAAAACCCCCUUUUGGGAAAUGAGCAUUUCGCAAAUAUUGUUAUGGACGUAUUGUCAGAACGAGGUUAUCAUGUUUCGUUCGACCGUCGAUUGCAUCAUGUACCUGUGCGUGUAGAUCUCAAAACAGGCAAAAUAGAGCUCGAUACACACCAUAUUUAUUUAUUGACUGUUGAAUAUCCGAAGCAUUACAUCCGUCCAUUAGAGCAAAAAUUCAACUAGAUAACUCUAUCCAUUCUACUAUGUAUAUCACCAGCGCAAUGCCCAUUUUAAAACUAUUAUAUCCACAUAGCGGAACUGUACCUGCCUAAUUGUUUUCGACCCAGCUGUUCACAAACCAUUAAAGAUCCUCUGAUAUGGCUUCUUUCCAAAUUCUCCAUUGUUCUUUAAGCGCCUCCUUAACGUUCUCAUCUGCAAAAAUGGCAUCAAUGGCAUUGUAUGAGAUUGUGUAAAGAUCCUCGUAGUUUAGGUUGUAGCCUUCAGCUGCAAUCCUAUACUCAUCCGAAGAAUCA
Messenger RNA from Mycotypha africana, 1706 nucleotides. RefSeq lists its product as uncharacterized. The record is from RefSeq and is a predicted model, not a curated record. Gene Ontology annotation, cellular component: cytoplasm; mitochondrion. Gene Ontology annotation, molecular function: AMP kinase activity; ATP binding. Lineage: Eukaryota; Fungi; Mucoromycota; Mucoromycetes; Mucorales; Mycotyphaceae. The coding region runs from base 223 to 1416 and encodes 397 amino acids. The transcript has 9 exons. Gene Ontology annotation, biological process: nucleobase-containing compound metabolic process.